AUGAAAUGGCUCGGACUUCGGGUUCCACUGGCUGUUGUCAAUCGUGCGCAUCAGACAAAUCAGCUAUAUCCGUUCGCCAUUUCACUUAUCGAGAGUGUGCGAACCUACGAAAUCACAUGCAACAAGAUUGAGGAAAAUCAGCGUCAAAACAUUGGUCUCUUGUGUGCGGGAUUACGCCGAGACGCACAGCUUUUGAUCGCCGAAGGCAUGUCUAUCGUGUGGGAGUCCUAUCGCAUUGGGCUGUUUGUACAGCGUUUUGCCGAGAAUGUGCUUCAAUUCCAAGAGAAGGUAGAUGAUCUACUGCAAAAAACCCGAGAAAUCGACCACGAAGUCAAAUCACUCGAGACCUGUGUUUACUCCAAAACAGUAUUUGAAGACAUCAUUGGCAAAAUCCAAAAGGCAGUGGAUGAGCUAAACCUACAUCAAUACUCCAACUUACCUCAGUGGGUUGCUCGGCUUGAUGAGGAAGUAGAACGUCGUCUUGUAGUACGCUUGGAAGCAGGAAUUCGUGAAUGGACCCGGGUGCUCCGCGGGGAGCGGCACGAUGCGGAGGCUGAGGAUGCCGAUGACACACAUGAGAGUCAACAGUCCAAAAACCCACUGGGUGGAGAGCCACAGUUGAAGAUAUCCCCUCACGAAUUGCGUAUAACCAAUCAACAAAUGCACCUACAUCCCAGCAUCGAAGUGGCUCAACAAGAACUGAUGCUAAACUUGGGAGCAUGGGAGAGUAUUGUGCUCAACUUACCUCGUAUUCAGCACUCUAGAUAUCAAGUGGGACUCGAAACGGAAGCAGACACUCAAAGAAACUACAAGAAAUUGUUGCAUAACUUGCAGAACGCCGGUGAGGUGUUGGAACAAGCACAUCAAGCUAUCAUGGAUGUGGUGGACGAGGCAAGGGAAUACGUAAAGACGUGGACCAGCUAUCAGGCUUUGUGGGAUCUGCAAGGUGAUCAGGUAUACGGUCGCAUUGGGACAGAUACACAGGUUUGGAUGAAUCUGUUGGACGAAAUCAAAAGUAUGCGACAACAUUUCGAUGUUGCCGAAACCCAAAAAGAGUUCGGACCAAUUGUGAUUAUGUUUGGCAAAGUGCAGUCAAAGGUCUCGCUCAAAUACGACAAUUGGCACAAAGAUAUUUUGAGCAAAUUUGGCAGCCAUUUGGGUCAAGAAAUGCAAGAUCUCUAUUCUCAGAUCUCUAAGGCCCGCUUGGAUUUGGAACAACAAGCUAUCGAGGCUGGUAGUACAGGCGAGGCAGUUAACGCGAUCACCUACACACAAACAGUCAAAAGAAAAAUGAAGGCCUGGGAGAAACAGGUGGAGUUGUACCGUUCAGGGCAAAACAUUCUUUAUCGUGAUCGGUUCCAAUUUCCCUCCCAAUGGUUGGACUCGGAAAAUAUUCAAGGAGAGUGGAGUGCAUUCCAAGAAAUCUUACGUCGUAAGGAAACCAGCAUUGGCUCACAGGUGGCCAGUCUCCAAAUGAAGGUGGUUGCUGAGGACAAAGUGGUUGAGGGUAAGACGGCUGAGCUGCUGUCAUCCUGGGACAAGGAAAAACCCAUUGCGGGUAAUUUGAAACCGGAAGAAGCGGUCAACCAGCUAACAAUCUUGGAAGGAAAGUUCAAUCGACUGCGCGAGGAGCGUGAAAACAUCCAGCGAGCAAAAGAGGCGCUGGAAUUGACAGAGUUUGGUGUCCAAUCACCUACCGAACAACGGGUUCAGGUGGCCAUUGAAGAGUUGCAAGAUCUGAAAAACGUGUGGAUCGAACUGUCUCAGGUUUGGGAACAAAUCGAGGCUUUAAAGGAGACACCAUGGCAAACGGUGCAACCACGUAAACUUCGACAGCAACUGGAUACAAUGGCCAGUCAGAUCAAGGAGCUACCUUCGCGCCUGAGACAAUACGCUUCAUAUGAACAUGUAAAACGUACCUUACAAAGCUACGCUAAGGCUAACAUGCUCAUAGUUGAGCUUAAAUCUGAGGCCCUCAAAGAUCGACAUUGGAAGACCUUGAUGAAGAAGCUCAAUGUUAACUGGACCAUGUCAGAACUGACUUUGGGUAAUGUGUGGGACAUUGACUUGCAGAAAUACGAUGCGGCUAUCAAAGAGGUCCUGUUGGUAGCUCAAGGUGAAAAGGCUCUAGAAGAAUUUUUGAAACAAGUGACCGAAGAAUGGAAGAAUUAUACAUUAGAUUUAGUGGGCUAUCAGAACAAAUGCCGGCUCAUUCGUGGUUGGGACGAUUUGUUCACUCGCGUCAAGGAACGAAUUAACAGUCUUACUGCGAUGAAGUUGUCGCCGUAUUUCAAACAAUUUGAAGAAGAGGCGUUAGCCUGGGAAGAUAGAUUGAACCGAAUUAAUGCAUUGUUUGACGUCUGGAUCGAUGUGCAACGUCGUUGGGUGUAUUUGGAUGGGAUCUUUGCCGGUUCUGCAGAUAUCAAAGUUCUUUUGCCACAAGAAUCCCAGCGUUUCCAGAGUGUGAGCACAGAAUUUCUGGGACUGAUGAAGAAAGUGGCCAAGUCCCCAUUGGUGAUGGAUGUGCUGAACAUUUCGAAAGUAGACCGCCAACUAGAACGACUUGCCGACCUGCUGUCCAAGAUUCAGCGUUCUCUAGGUGAAUACUUGGAGAGACAACGUUCUUCAUUCCCACGCUUCUACUUUGUCGGUGAUGAAGACCUUCUAGAAAUAAUUGGCAACAGCAAAAAUGUGCCACGGUUGCAGAAACACUUUAAAAAGAUGUUCGCUGGUGUUCAUGCCAUCAAGUUAAGUGAAGAUAGCACUGAAGUACUUGGUCUAUGCUCCAAAGAGGGCGAGGAAGUGCUGUUCACAAAACCCGUUUCAAUAAAAGACAAUCCGGUGAUCAAUGAUUGGCUCACUCUUUUGGAACGUGAGAUGCGUGUUUCUUUGGCAACCUAUCUUGGCCGGGCUAUUCAAGAGCUUCAAAAGUUGAAAGCCGCUGGUGACCUUGGAAAGACCGGAUUCAUUGCAUGGAUUGACAAGUUUCAAGCGCAACUUGUCGUUCUUGCCGCUCAAGUCAUUUGGUCCGAGGCCGUAGAUGCAGCGCUUACCGCCAUGGAUGGGAAAAACCCCGCAGAUGGCGAUAGUCCCUUGCAGAAAUGCCUUAAAUCCGUCGAAAGCAUGCUAACUGUGUUGGCUGAUUCAGUGCUGUAUGAGCAACCACCUGUUCGUCGUCGAAAGCUUGAACAUCUGAUUAUUGAACAUGUACAUCAGCGUGAUGUCAUUCGUAAUCUCAUCCAGAAUGGUGUGAAUUCACCGCGUUCAUUUGAUUGGCUCAGCCAAAUGCGAUUCUACUUCGAUCCAAAACAGCAGGAUCCAUUGCGACAAGUUUCCAUUCAAAUGGCCAACACUAAAUUCCAAUAUGGGUUCGAGUAUCUCGGUGUCAUUGACCGUCUGGUUCAGACCCCGUUGACUGACCGAUGCUACCUGACUUUGACGCAAGCACUUGAAGGACGUCUUGGUGGCUCACCAUUCGGACCUGCAGGUACAGGAAAAACCGAGUCUGUCAAGGCAUUAGGAACGCAGUUAGGCCGAUUUGUGCUAGUAUUCAACUGCGAUGAAACAUUCGAUUUCCACGCGAUGGGUCGCAUCUUUGUUGGAUUAUGUCAAGUUGGUGCAUGGGGUUGUUUCGAUGAGUUCAAUCGACUCGAGGAACGCAUGCUGUCUGCGGUUUCGCAACAAAUUCAAAGUAUUCAAGAAACCCUAAAAGACAUGGCCGGCGCAGCUCGACCUCAGGGCAAAGACGCGGUAACCGUGGAGCUUUUGGGGAAACAGGUGACAGUUCAUCCUGAUAUGGCUAUUUUCAUUACAAUGAAUCCGGAUUAUGCUGGUCGUUCAAACUUACCGGAUAACCUUAAGAAGCUCUUCCGCUCUUUGGCAAUGACUCAGCCGGAUCGGCAAUUGAUCGCUCAAGUUAUGUUGUACUCCCAGGGCUUCCGCACUGCAGAAACCUUGGCUGGCAAAAUUGUCCCAUUCUUCCAGCUGUGUGAUGAGCAACUUUCCCCUCAAUCGCAUUACGAUUUUGGCUUGCGUGCCCUGAAGUCGGUGUUGGUCUCAUCGGGAAAUGUUAAACGAGAUCGCAUUCGUAAGAUUAAAGAGGAUCUCGUGUCACGAGGAGAAACGAUCAACGAAACGGCGAUUGCAGAGCAACUUCCAGAACAAGAAAUUUUGAUUCAGUCGGUUAUGGAAACGAUGGUUCCUAAGCUGGUCGCUGAAGACAUUCCGCUACUCUACAGUUUAUUAACCGAUGUCUUCCCGGGCGUAGUGUAUUCCCAGUCGGCGAUGGAAGGAUUGCGUCGAGAGCUUCGUCGCGUAUGCAAAGAAAUGUAUCUUGUUUACAACGAAACUGGUUUGUUCGACUCAGAUGGUUCGAUGGAUACUUCAACCUCGGGAUCCACUGCGGGAGGCGCACUCUGGGUUCAAAAGGUUUUACAACUCUACCAGAUCACAUGUAUUCAUCAUGGUUUAAUGAUGGUCGGCCCUUCGGGAAGUGGGAAGUCAUCUGCCUGGCGUGUGCUGCUUAAGGCUCUUGAACGUCUUGAAGGUGUUGAAGGUGUGGCUCAUGUUAUUGAUCCAAAAUCAAUUAGCAAGGAGUCGCUGUACGGUUAUCUUGAUCCGAAUACGCGUGAAUGGACCGACGGUUUGUUUACACAUAUUCUACGAAAAAUCAUUGAUAGCAUUCGUGGUGAAUCGUUGAAGCGUCAGUGGAUUAUCUUUGAUGGAGACGUUGAUCCAGAAUGGGUUGAAAAUUUGAAUUCUGUACUGGACGAUAAUCGUCUGCUCACAUUGCCCAACGGAGAACGUUUGGGUAUUCCUCCAAACGUACGAAUCAUGUUCGAAGUGCAAGAUCUACGUUAUGCUACACUGGCUACGGUUUCCCGUUGCGGUAUGGUUUGGUUCAGCGAGGAUGUUGUCACUCCGGAACUCGUCAUGGAACAUUUCAUCCUUCAGCUACAAAAUGUACCUGUUGAUGAAGGUGAAGAGGAAAGUGGUGCGUUCGCCCUGGGUGCACCUGUUCCUGAUGCCAACGGAUCUCCGGAUGGGGCCACUAGCCCUGGUCUGCCUGAAACUGGUGGCGUCCCACAAGGCAACGUGCCAGUCAGCGCCACACUUCAACUGCAGUGUGAUGUAGCCAGCAUCUUACAACCUCAUUUUGGUGAUGGUGGUCUGGUGUCGCGUUGUUUGAUGUACGCGAAGGACCUGGACCAUAUUAUGGACUUUAUGCCUUUACGUUCACUUACUAGUUUGUUUUCUAUGCUAAAACAAGCCAUUCGGGGCAUUCUGGCUUACAACAUGACACAUUCCGAUUUCCCCAUGUCAGCAGACCAGAUUGAAUCGUAUAUAAGCAAGAGUUUAGUCUAUGCAAUAAUUUGGUCCAUGUGUGGUGAUGGUCGAUUGUCUACUAGAGAACAAAUGGGUGACUACUUGCGAGAAAUCACCACCAUUCCUCUUCCACCACCGGGAACGUCAAUUAUUGAUUACGAAGUGACCCUGCUUGGUGAAUGGCAACCAUGGGCCCAGAAGGUACCUGUGAUUGAAGUGGAAACCCACAAGAUUACCUCCAUGGACGUGGUUGUACCCACCAUGGAUACGGUGAGACACGAAGCCCUACUGUAUAUGUGGCUAGCCGAGCAUCGGCCCAUGGUACUCUGCGGUCCCCCCGGUUCUGGAAAAACCAUGACCUUAUUCAGCGCUUUGCGCAGUCUACCUGACAUGGAAGUAGUCGGGUUGAAUUUCUCCAGUGCUACCACUCCAGAACUAAUGAUGAAGACAUUUGAUCAAUACUGUGAGUGCCGUAAAACACCAAAUGGUUUGGUUUUGGCCCCUGUUCAGUUGAACAAAUGGCUUGUUUUCUUCUGUGACGAAAUCAAUUUGCCCAAUGAGGAUAAAUACGGCACACAGCGUGUGAUCAGUUUCCUACGACAGAUGGUUGAACACGGAGGUUUCUACCGCACUUCAGAUAUGCAGUGGGUUAAAUUCGAACGUAUUCAGUUUGUGGGCGCGUGUAAUCCUCCAACCGAUCCUGGUCGAAAGCCAUUGUCUCAUCGUUUCCUGCGACACGUUCCUGUGGUCUAUGUGGACUAUCCUGGCGAAUUAUCGUUGAAACAAAUUUACGGUACAUUCAACCGUGCUAUGCUUCGUCUUUUGCCGUCCCUGCGCUCCCAUGCCGAUGCACUCACUAAUGCCAUGGUCGAAUUCUAUUUGUUGUCUCAGAAACGCUUCACACAGGAUAUGCAACCGCACUACAUAUACAGUCCUCGUGAGUUGUCACGCUGGGUACGUGGUAUCCACGAGGCACUCAAACCACUGGAUAGCCUGUCUGUUGAAGGUUUAGUGCGUAUCUGGGCUCAUGAAGCGUUGCGUUUGUUCCAAGAUCGCUUAAUCGAAGAAGUCGAAAGACAAUGGACUGAUACAAACAUUGACGAGGUCGCAGUAAAGUACUUCCCAGCAAUUGACACAGUUGCUGCGUUACAGCGACCCAUUCUGUUCAGCAAUUGGCUGUCUAAAGAGUAUUGUUCAGUAGACCAAGAAGCUUUACGUGAUUAUGUUAAAGCUCGCCUUAAAGUAUUUUAUGAAGAAGAGUUGGAUGUCCCAUUGGUUUUAUUCAACCAAGUAUUGGAUCAUGUACUGCGAAUUGAUCGCGUGUUCCGUCAACCCCAGGGCCAUUUGCUCCUUAUCGGGAUCAGUGGUGCUGGCAAAACAACUUUGUCACGUUUCGUGUCCUGGAUCAAUGGUCUAAGUGUUUUCCAAGUGAAGGUGCAUAACAAAUACACGGCAGAAGAUUUUGACGAUGAUUUACGGAACGUACUGCGACGUGCCGGAUGCAAAGGUGAAAAGAUCACUUUCAUUAUGGACGAAUCCAACGUGCUGGAUUCCAGCUUCCUCGAACGAAUUAAUACGUUACUUGCCAAUGGAGAAGUUCCCGGUCUCUUUGAAGGAGAUGAAUUUGCUGCGCUGAUGACUCAGUGUAAAGAAGGCGCCGCCCGCGAGGGUCUGAUGGUGGACAGCAAUGAAGAGUUAUACAAAUGGUUUACCAAUCAAAUUUGUACCAAUUUGCAUGUGGUAUUCACUAUGAAUCCUUCAGAAGAUGGUCUGAAGGACCGGGCUUCUACCUCUCCUGCUUUGUUCAAUCGAUGCGUUCUGAACUGGUUUGGAGACUGGUCUGUCGAAGCCUAUUACCAGGUGGGUAAAGAAUUCACGGACAAAACUGAUAUGGAACGAGCAGAUUAUAAGGUGCCGGACAUCAUUCCGUCUGUGGCUGAACACCUGCUUCCUGAAUUUCCCACUUUCCGAGACAUGGUGGCCAAUGCAUUUGUCUUCGUUCAUCAAACAUUGCAUCAGGCGAAUGCGCGUCUGCGGAAACGCGGGGGUCGUACCAUGUGGAUAACACCACGACACUUUUUGGACUUUAUCGCUCACUUUGUUCGCCUGAUGGCCGAGAAACGAUCCGAUCUAGAGGAGCAACAAUUGCACUUACAAAUCGGGUUGCAAAAGAUCAAAGAAACAGUGGAACAAGUAGAGGUGAUGCAAAAGUCCCUGACUCAAAAACGUCAAGAGUUGGAGCAAAUGAAUGAAGCUGCGAAUGCUAAGCUUAAGCAAAUGGUACAGGAUCAACAAGAGGCUGAGAAACGCAAGACUAUGAGCCAGCGUUUGCAAGAAGAAUUGGCAAAUCAAGAAGUAUUCAUUAAUGAAAAACGUGCUCUGGUGAUGAAUGAAUUAAGUCAGGUUGAACCAGCAGUAAACGAAGCUAAACAAGCCGUCAAUCAAGUUAAACGAUCCCAGCUGGUUGAGAUACGAGCUUUGGGCUCUCCUCCGCCUCCGGUCAGGUUGGCCAUCGAGGCGGUGUGUACCAUGCUUGGUGAAACAAGCAUGGAUUGGAAAGAGCUCCGCUCCUACCUGGUGCGCGACAAUUUCAUUCCAUCGAUAGUAAACUUUAAUGUUGAGCAGAUAACCAGUGCCGUAUUCAAAGUUGUGUUUGCCUGUCGAGCCUUUUCCGUUAUUGUUUCGCUUUGGCCUUGUGCUUCGGCCUCUGUGCUUGAGAUUCGCAAACGUGACAUCCAAGAGAUUAAAGCUAUGAAAAAUCCACCACCUGUCAUCAAAAUGGCCGUUGAAUCGAUUUGCCUCUUGCUGGGUGAUCAUUCAACCGAUUGGCGCCAAAUUCUGACCACGGUGAUGAAGGAUACAUUUGUUCCUAGCAUUCUGAAUUUUAACACUGACGAGAUAACUGACAGUAUCCGUGAGACUAUGAAGAAGAAGUACCUGAGCAAUCCGGAUUAUAAUUUCGAAAAAGUUAGCCGUGCAAGUACCGCUUGCGGACCCAUGGUGAAAUGGGCCAUUGCCCAAAUCAGCUACGCAGAUAUGUUGAAGAAAGUGGAGCCUCUGCGAAACGAGUUGCGUCAGUUAGAGGAGGCUGCGACGAAGAAUAAAGAAGAGGCAAAGAAUGUCGAGGGCACGAUCGAAUCGUUGGAACGCAGUAUUGCAAAAUACAAGGAAGAGUACGCAGUGCUCAUUAGUCAGGCACAAGCUAUAAAAGCUGACCUGGCCACAGUCGAGGCCAAGGUUGAACGUUCAGUUGCCUUGAUCAAAUCACUCAGCAACGAACGCCAGCGUUGGGACAGUGGUGCUGAGACUUUCAAGGCUCAAAUGUCUACAAUCUUUGGAGAUUGCCUGUUAUCUGCCGCGUUCAUGGCAUAUGGUGGUUAUUACGAUCAGCAUUUGCGAGCUAGUUUGCUUGCAACUUGGUGCCAACACUUACAGACAGUGGAUAUUCGCUUCCGUAGUGAUUUGGCUUUGGUGGAAUAUUUAUCCAACCCAGAUGAGCGACUCCGUUGGCAAGCAAAUGAACUACCCAACGAUGAGUUGUGUGUAGAAAACGCAAUCAUGCUUCGUCGUUUCAAUCGAUAUCCAUUAAUUAUUGAUCCAAGUGGUCAGGCUACCGAGUUUAUAUUGAAUGAAUACAAAGCGAAAAAGAUAAUGAAGACGUCAUUCUUGGACGACGCUUUCCGUAAGACAUUGGAGUCGGCACUUCGGUUUGGUACACCUUUGCUGGUACAAGACGUCGAAUCCUACGAUCCUAUUCUUAACCCCGUACUCAAUCGUGAAGUUCGUCGUACUGGUGGCCGUACGCUGAUCACUAUCGGAGACCAGGAUAUUGAUCUGUCACCGACGUUCCUAAUCUUCUUGUCAACUCGUGAUCCGUCGGUCGAGUUUCCUGCUGACGUAUGUUCUCGCGUCACCUUCGUGAACUUCACGGUGACUCGUGGCAGUUUACAGACACAAUGUCUGAACGCAGUUCUGAAGGCCGAACGACCGGAUGUGGACGCUAAGCGUUCGGACUUACUGAAAAUGCAAGGAGAAUUCCAGCUUAGAUUACGGCAUUUGGAAAAGGACCUGUUGCAGUCACUAAACGAAGCCGAGGGUAAUCUUUUGGAUGAUGAUAAAAUUAUCACUCGUUUGGAGACCCUAAAACAAGAGGCUGGUGAGGUCGCAAAGAAGGUGGAGGAAACGGACGUGAUCAUGUCCGAGGUAGAGACUGUGUCGCAACAGUACGUGUCCCUCGCUCAAUCCUGCUCAAAUAUCUACUUCACACUGGAGGCAAUGAACCAGGUGCAUUUCUUGUAUCACUAUUCAUUGCAAUUCUUGUUGGACGUGUUCUCCCAUGUACUGUCGAAGAAUCCGCAUCUAAAGGAUGUUCGUGACUAUGCUCAGCGACUGAAGGUGAUCACAAAGGACUUAUUCCAGGUCACCUAUAACCGAGUUGCUCGUGGUAUGUUACACAAUGAUCAAAUCACAUUCGCGGUCCUAUUGGCACGUAUUUUCAUCAAGGGUCAGAUCAGUGCGCAGUCUUCAGGAUUGGAGUCAGAAUUCAAUUGUUUCCUAAGGAGUCAGGAUACUUUAUCCAAGGACACAGAAGGGCAGUCAACCGUGGAGGGCGAUACAGACCUUGCUAAUAAAGAACAACAGAGAUGCGUGACCAGACUAAAAUCUCAGUUUGAGCCGUUCAAGAAAUUGGACACAAUGAUCGCACAGAAGCAAGCCGAGUUUAAAUCGUGGCUAUCAAGUGUUGCACCUGAAACGUGCGUCCCAACUCUAUGGGAAUGUCCCAAAACCGAUGCGAACCAACCCAGUUGGUUCACAGCUACUCAGACAUCAAUGUACAAUCUGUUAUUGAUCCAAGCAUUCCGGCCGGAUCGACUUUUGGCUUCAGCGCAUCGGUUUGUUUCGGCCACUUUUGGAGAAACAUUUAUGGAGGAAGCAAGAGGACAUUUGGAUCUGUUGUCUAUUGUAGAGCAAGAACUGCGUCCAAACAUGCCGGUGCUACUUUGUGCCGUUCAGGGCUUUGAUCCCAGCGGACGUGUCGAAGAUUUAGCUUCGGAGCAUCACAAGGCGCUCACGAAUAUCGCCAUCGGUUCCGCCGAAGGUUUCUCUCAGGCCGACAAAGCGAUAAAUUCGGCUGCGAAGAACGGAAAAUGGGUUCUUCUGAAGAACGUUCAUUUGGCUCCUGGCUGGUUAGUGCAAUUGGAGAAGAAAUUACACAGUGUUCAACCACAUCCAAACUUCCGUCUGUUCCUAACCAUGGAGAUCAAUCCGAAAUUGCCAGUGAAUCUUUUGCGAGCUGGGCGAGUGUUCGUAUUUGAACCGCCUCCAGGAAUUAAGGCAAGUCUGCUGCGCACUUUUGCUAACAUCCCGUCCAAUCGUAUCUCGCGUGCACCGGCCGAACGCUCUCGAUUGUACUUCCUCUUGGCCUGGUUCAAUGCAGUUGUGCAAGAGCGAUUACGUUACGUCCCAUUGGGUUGGUCCAAGCGUUACGAGUUCACGGAAUCCGACUUGAAGGUGGCCUGCGACACGAUUGACACGUGGGUAGAUAGCGCCGCUUUGGGACGAUCCAAUUUACCACCGGAAAAAGUUCCUUGGUCAGCUUUGCGUACGCUACUCGGACAGAGUAUCUAUGGUGGUAAAAUUGACAAUUCCUUUGAUCAACGCCUUAUGGAGACGUUCCUUUCGGUUUUGUUUACCGAAGCUAGCUUCGAGCACGACUUUCCUUUGGUUCGUGAUGUGGACGGACAAGCCGGAAAGAAUAUUGUGGUUCCCGAGGGGAAUGCUCGCGAUGAGCUGCUCGCAUGGAUUCACAAACUUCCAGAUAUUCAAACUCCAUCGUGGCUUGGAUUACCCAAUAAUGCUGAGAAAGUGUUAUUAACAAACUUGGCAAUGUUCUUCGAACGAGACCUGCGUAAACUGAUUGCCUUGGAUUUAGAAGAUGAUGCCGAUCAUAAACAACUCGCCGGAGCUGGUCACGAAAUGACUGGAAAUCUCCUUAAACUGCAAGAAGCUGUCACCGAUGAUGACUCCCUGGUUUCUGCUGGAGUUUUGGAUCGUAAGAAGUCUUCUGUGGUAGCAGACAGUCGACCUGUCUGGAUGAAGCAGCUUCAGUCCACGGCGAGCUCGUGGUUGUCACUGUUGCCACAGAGCUUGAAACGACUCACACGUACCACGGAUAAUUUGCGCGAUCCACUUUACCGGUUCUUCGAACGGGAGGUUAACAGUGGCGCUAAUUUGCUAAUCACCGUGCGACAGGACCUGGAAACUGUGAUUGCGAUUUGUUCCGGUGAGCGCAAACCAACGAAUCGCCAUCGUCUUCUCAUGUCCGAUCUCGUCAAAGGAAUCAUUCCAACUGACUGGCGGCGCUACACAGUACCCAAAGGAACAACUGUCAUUCAGUGGAUCACUGAUUUUGCUAUGCGAAUCAAACAAUUGAUCACGGUCAGCCAGGCUGCUGGUUCUGGCGGAAUAGCUGCAUUGCAAGAUAUCCAGGUGUGGCUCGGUGGCUUAUUCAUGCCGGAAGCCUACAUCACGGCUACUCGACAGUUCGUGGCACAGUCAAAUGGCUGGGCUCUGGAGGAGCUCUAUUUGGAUGUACAGUUGGUUCAAGUUAGUCCAGGGAAAAAGGUGGCCUCACCCGGUGGUGGUGCGUUCGUGGUACUGGAUUUGAAACUGAUGGGAGCAGAGCCUGUUGAUGGUGCGACUCUGCGUUUGUCCGAGAAAAUCUCAGUGGAUCUUCCAUUCACCAUACUCAAGUGGAUCAGACUAUCAACCGAUGAACAAGCCAAACGUUAUAUAGAAAAAGAAGGUGUGAUUCGUCUGCCGGUCUAUAUGAACGGGUCGCGAUCUGCAGUUCUAUUCACCCUACAGUUAGCUACCAAGGAAACCUAUACUCGGUUCUAUGAACGCGGCGUUGCUCUGUUGGCAUCCCCGUUGGUUUGA
This is a messenger RNA of Echinostoma caproni, 12264 nucleotides long. The record is from the annotation of a GenBank genome assembly. NCBI's taxonomy places the organism in Eukaryota, Metazoa, Platyhelminthes, Trematoda, Plagiorchiida, Echinostomatidae.